This is a messenger RNA of Triplophysa rosa, 1144 nucleotides long. RefSeq names its product endonuclease domain-containing 1 protein-like. The transcript is spliced from 2 exons. NCBI's taxonomy places the organism in Eukaryota, Metazoa, Chordata, Actinopteri, Cypriniformes, Nemacheilidae. The annotation marks the transcript as partial. The record is from RefSeq and is a predicted model, not a curated record. Gene Ontology annotation, molecular function: nucleic acid binding; hydrolase activity; metal ion binding.
UUUAGUAAAUGCACAAAGUUCUUUUUGGACGACACACCUCCUGACUUCACACCACCAACGGGCGUUUCAGUCAAGCCCAUCUGCCAGUGUCUUUGGGAUGACCAUGAUGAGCAAAUUUAUCUGUACGCAACUUUAUACAGCACAUCCUGGAAGAUUCCCAUCUUCUCUGCCUAUGUGUUUCAAAGCCCAAAUAUUGGGAGAUGUGACGCUUGGUACAUUGAACCACAGCUGGAUGGAGAUUCUGAGCCAUGCAUGCGUCCUAAGGGCUAUGGUAAAAAUAUUGGUAAAAAUCAGGCUGUAACUAAAGAUUACUACAAAUCUGGCUAUGAUAAAGGUCACCUCUAUCCAGUACUUCACACCAACAAUCAUCUGUCAAUGCUGGCCACAUCCACACUGACCAACGUGGCUCCACAGAAUCCAACUUUCAAUCAAAAUGUUUGGCUGGAACAUGAGAAAGCUGUGAUUAAAGACCUGAAAUCCUGUGAAGUGGCUUAUGUGUUGACUGGUGUAGUUCCUGACACAAACAUCAAAAUGAACAAUAAAGUAACUGUGUCAAAGUAUUACUGGAGAGCCACCUGCUGCCUAGAGAAGGGUCAGUACAUAGGGCAGGGCUACUAUGGACCGGACAACAAUGGCCUUGUGAAGAAAUUAACAAUAAAAGAUCUUCAGAACCUACUCAAGGGUUUUUACCAAAUAAUUUUUUUUCCAAACAUACCAGCGCAAAAUAAAAAACCCACCUAUACAUGCAACUGAAAAACUGCCACUAAUCAACUUUUAUUGCAGUUUGCAUACCAAAAAAACUAUGUUCCUCAUCUAAUUUUCAUGUCUAUCUAAUCUGAUUUUUACAGUAUAGGCCUAUAUUUAAAAUCUCUUGUGGGACAACAUAUAAAUAUUUGCUUUUUUCAGACAGGUGGCAGAAAGGCUAUUUUGUGUGAUUCAGAUGUUUUUUUUUAAUUCAGUAAGCAAAACAGUCAAAGGGGGCAUGCAAUCUGAUUUCACAAACAUGAAUCUGUGUUCUUUCUGAUGAUGAAUCCAAUGUAAAUGCUAAUAGGUUUUUGUUUGUUUCUCGCAUCCUUAGUUUUCUCUGUCAAUCACUGAACUAGAUAUGUGCUAAGUGAAUAAAAUACUUUCUAUUGUACUGUGA